AUGAAGAAGUUAGGUAAUACUUCUUUAUUUAUCAUAGUCUUUCUUAUUCUUUUAAUUAAUGAAAGUUGUUUUGGGAAAAAAUGUCAAUGUGGUGAUGGUAUUUGGGAUAGUUUUUGUGAAGACUGUGAUGGAAAUUCUCAUUGUGGAAGUAAUUGUAAAUGUAAAGAUGGAUAUCAACCAAAUGGAUUAGGUGAAUGUAUAAUACAAUGUCUUUAUGGAGAUAAUUGUUUAGAAGGAUGUUAUUUACCAAAUGAAUGUGAAAAAUGUGAUACAACAAAACAUAUUAAAAGUGAUUGUAGUGAUUGUGAAGAUGGAUAUGUAUUUAAUGGAUAUGGUAAUUGUAUAGAAAAACCCAAAUUAGUUGAGACAUGUUUUUCUUUUUUUCAACGAACAAAGAAUGAUAAAGUGUAUAUUAUUAAUGAAAAUACUGAUAUUUUUCAUACUGUUUUUAUGAAUGAAACUGUAUUUAGUAAAACAUUAUGUUCUGAUGUUGUUUCAUUUACACAACCAUAUACAUAUGGUAUUUGGAUUAAAUUAAUAAGUCUUAAAGAACAAUACGUCAGUAUUGCUUUAAAUGAUUAUACUGAAUCAGAAUUAUUAUAUAUUGAUUCAAUUGGAAAUUAUUUUGAAAAUCCAUAUUCAAUUGCAACACAAAUGGAUUGUGAUGAAAUUAAUACUCCAAGAUGUAAUUUAUUUAAUUUAAAAAGUGCAGAAAAUAUAUUAACACCAAGAUUAAUUAUUCAUUUACAACCAUCUAUUCCUAUUUAUGUUUUUAUUCAUUCUCCUUAUGGAAAAACAAUUUCAGAACCAUUCACAUUUUAUCUUAAAUCUAUUACUCAUCCUUGUAUUGAAAGGGCUAUUGAAAUAGACUUAAUUGAUGUUAUUGAUGUACCUACAAUAUAUUUAGAUAAAUAUACUACAUUUGUUUCAACUUCUGUUUGUCUUACAAAAGCACAAUAUGUUAAAUGGUAUAAAUUAAUUGGAGCAAAUAAAAAAAUGAAAAUUAGUUUAUGUGAUUCUAGUUAUGAAGGAAGUGUUUCAAUUCAAGUUAUUGGUUUUCCUGAUAAAAAUACUAUCGAUUCUUGUUCAAGUACUCACGCUCGUUGUAAUAAAUAUGUCUCUGGAAAUUGUCCAAAUACACUUUAUUCAACAACAAUUGUUGAAUUAAUUGAUACUGAACAAUUAUAUGUUGGAAUUACAUUCUCAAAUCAAGAAAUUAAAGGAAAUAUUUCUAUUUCUUUUGAAUUUGUUUGUCCAAACAAUUGUGGAGAACAUGGAUUUUGUAGUGAAUCAGCAGAAGGUUGUAUUUGUGAAGAAGGUUAUGUUAAUACUGAUAUAGGAUGUAGUAGUUGUGGUAAUGGAAAGAAGGAUGAAAAUGAAGAUUGUGAUAAUUCUUAUAAAUUUGAUUCACAGUGUGAUAAUAAUACAUGUUCUUGUAUUUCACCUUUUGUACCAAUAAAUUUUAAUGGAACUAUACGAUGUAGUUUACCUUCAUGUGGAAAUUAUCAAAUUGAUAUUGGAGAAGAAUGUGAUGGUGGAAUGGAAUGUGAAUAUUGUUUUUGUAUUAAUGGAGCACAACCUCAUUCUAUUCCACAAAUUGGUUGUAUUCCUUCUACAUGUGGUAAUAAUUUACUAGAUAAAGAAGAAGAGUGUGAUGGUGGAGAAGGAUGUUAUGCAUGUCAAUGUAUUGAGGGAUAUUAUUCAGUACAUUCGUUGUCAUGUAGAAGAAAUAAUUUUAUUAAAGACACUAUUAUAUAUUUAUCAUCCAUUAUUAUAUUUUAUAUAUUCUUUUGGACUGCAUUAUUAUUCAUUCAUUUAUUCAUUUAUACAAAGUUAAAUAAAAUUAUUACUAAAGAAUUAAAUGAACAAGAAAUGAUUCAAGAAAUUUGUAAUUGUGGUGUUAUUCCUUUUGAUAAAGAUAAUGCACAAAGACUAGAGAUCUUUAAUAAUCCUUACUUUUCUUUUUCUGAUUCUAUUAUAUCAUUUCUAAACGAAGGGAAAUUAGAUCUUGAAAAAAGUUAUUCAUUCCAAUUUACUCUACGUAAUACUUACAAAAAGGUAUUAUUAUAUACAUUUCAUGGUAAAGAAAAUCCAAAAUAUAAACUUAUUUUUUCUCCUACAACAGGGGCAUUACAUACACAAGAAGUAGUUACUAUUACAGCUCAACUUAUGAUAUUUUGUACAACAAAUUUAAAAGAACGAAUUCAUGUCACUUUGAGGUUUGGUCAAAUUAAAUCGGCAAUGAAAGAAAUUGAUGAUAUAAUUACAAGAAAUAACCCACAAUUACUUCAAGAUUCUAGUUCAACCAAUUCAUCAUCAUCACUUAUUCUUCAAACACAAUUACAUACUGAAGAAAGUAAAUCUUCUCUUCUCAGUAUUAAAACUAAAGUUAAACCACCAAAAGUUGAAAGGUUUUAUGUUAAUAUGGAAUUACGAGCAGAAAGUAAAUUAUCAACACAUAUUGAUUUUGAUGAAAUAGAAUUAAAACAACCACCUGUAGGACAAGGUUCAUUUGGAUUAGUAUAUCGAGGGUUUUGGAGAGGAGUAGAAGUAGCAAUUAAAAUGAUUAAGUCAGAUCUGUUAGACACAGAAACAUUAUUACCAAGUUUUAAAGCAGAGUGUAAUUUAAUGGAGAGAAUACGAUGUCCCUAUGUUUUGUCUUUUGUUGGAAGUGUACAAAUGCCUGACCAAUUAUGUUUAAUAACAGAAUUUUGUAGUAUGGGUUCUGUAAGAAAAUAUAUGAAAACAAAUUCAUUAACAACACAAUUAAAAGUAAGAAUUUGUCAAGACAUUGCGAGAGGAAUGAAUUACUUACACCAAAAUAAUAUUGUUCAUAGAGAUUUAAAAACAGAUAAUAUUUUAAUGUUUAGUACUAAUCCAAAUGAAGCUAUGUUAUGUAAAAUUUCUGAUUUUGGAACAUCACAAUUAUAUGUUGAAUCAAAAAAUUCUAAAAAAAUCGUUGAUGUUGGGACUCCUGCUUAUAUGGCACCAGAAGUUCAUAAUCCUAAACUAGGAGAUGCUAGUUUUAAAUGUGAUGUUUUCUCAUUUUCUAUUUGUUUAUUAGAAAUAUGGUUGACUCAUCAACCAUAUGACCCUGAACAAUUUCCUGACUCUGAAUCUAUUCAAUCCUUUAUUAUGGCAGGAAAACGUUUAGUUAUACCGAAUGAAUGUGUGUAUAAACGAAUUAUUAGAAAAUGUUGGGCACAUAAACCAAAAAAUAGACCAACAUUUAAUGAAGUUUCAUUAGAAUUGGAUUCUAUUUAUCAAAGAAUAAUUAAAACUACAAGAAAAAGACAAAACACUAUUUCUGUAUUACAUCCAACUGAAUUCAGUAGUACUACUCCAUUUUCUCCAAUUGAAUCACCUGAUACAUUAGCUCCUGAAUCUUUAUCAAGUACUCAUGGAGUAACUCCAAAAAUUAUGUUACCUGAAUUAUCUGUAGCACCUUUAAAUAUUCCUGAUGGAAAGAUUCAAGCAAAGGUUAGUGAUAGGUUAAAUAAAGUUACAAACACUCAAAGAUUUUCAACUCCUUCUGUUCAUUCUCAACUAGAAGAAAAUCAAGAACAAGAAGAAAAAGAUGAUGAAGAAUAUUCUGUUGUAGAAAUAUCAACACCAAAUACUCCAGCAACUUCAUUAAAUCAAUCAGGAAUUCAAACACCAAGGAAUCGUAAAAGAAUGAAUAGUAUCAUACAACCAAGUAGUAUAGAUAAAAUUAGUACUGUAGGAGAUAAUACUUCGAAUAAUGGAACAAUUUCAAUUAAAUCAAAUAGCAAUUUAUUAGAACAUGAAGAAGUAUUAAGUUUAAGAAAAGAUGAUACAAACCCAUUACGUAAAAAAAGAACAAACGUUAUUUUAAAAGAUAAAUUUGAUACAUCUUCAUUUGGAGAUAUUCCAACACCAAUAUUAAUUGCUCUUGAAUCAAGCAAUGAACAAAAAAGAUAUUCAUGUGGCACAACAGGGGGAUUAAAACAAAAAUCACCAGUUAUAUUGUAUAAUGAAAAUAAACAACCAAUUAAAAUAAAAAUAAGUUCUUUUACAGAAGAAGAAAAUAAAAGAAAGAAAAGUGAAUUAAGAAAUGUAAUUUCUCCUGAGAUUAAUCAAAAAAAUGUAAAAACUACUUUACUAAAAGAAGGUAAAGAAUAA
Entamoeba histolytica HM-1:IMSS is the source of this 4143-nucleotide messenger RNA. Its product is annotated as protein tyrosine kinase domain-containing protein. The record is from RefSeq and is a predicted model, not a curated record. NCBI's taxonomy places the organism in Eukaryota, Evosea, Mastigamoebida, Endamoebidae. Bases 1 to 4143 code for a protein of 1380 amino acids. Gene Ontology annotation, biological process: protein phosphorylation. Gene Ontology annotation, molecular function: ATP binding; protein kinase activity. The transcript has a single exon.